GAAAGGACCACAUAGCUCCUGGUGCAGCAGAGAGGUUCUCCUUCUGCAAGACAUUUGCUGGACUCCUGAGAAAUCAUUUUGAAUAGCAUGGCAGAGAAGGAUUUCAUCAGUUGGCAUCUGCUGACUUAUUUUUUUCUUCCAUUUUGCCUGUGUCAAGACAAAUACAUGGAGGUGAGCAGAAGAUCUUAUAAACCAGUAGCCAAAGUAUUGCAAAGUCAUCACCAGACUGCCCAUAAAGGUUCCAGAAGCAGGGAAAUAUUGAAACAGCGGAGUCAACUUAUAGUGACUGUUGCUAAUAGCACUUCUACAGACCAAAAAGUCCUGAGACCAGAGGUAGAUGAUGUAGAACUGACUACCUCAGAUAGAGUCCAGCCCCCACAAACGGGACCACAAAAUCCCGACUGCAGUACCUGCUGCCACGGCGAUUUUGGAGUUCGACUCUACCAAGGGCCCCCAGGACCUCCCGGCUCCCCUGGGAUGCCAGGAAAUCAUGGAAACAACGGGAAUAAUGGAGCAACGGGCCAGGAGGGAGCCAAGGGUGAGAAAGGAGACAAAGGAGAUAUGGGACCAAGAGGAGAGCGUGGCCAUCACGGACCCAAAGGGGAGAAGGGCUACCCUGGGAUCCCCCCGGAGCUGCAGGUUGCAUUCAUGGCUUCCAUGGCUACUCACUUCAGCAACCAGAACAGUGGCAUCAUCUUCAGCAGUGUCGAAACCAACGUCGGGAAUUUCUUUGAUGUCAUGACUGGUCGAUUUGGAGCUCCAGUGAAUGGAGUGUACUUCUUCACCUUCAAUAUGAUGAAACACGAAGAUGUGGAGGAAGUGUACGUGUACCUCAUGCAUAACGGCAAUACCAUUUUCGGCUUAUACAG
Messenger RNA from Tinamus guttatus (white-throated tinamou), 869 nucleotides. The record is from RefSeq and is a predicted model, not a curated record. NCBI's taxonomy places the organism in Eukaryota, Metazoa, Chordata, Aves, Tinamiformes, Tinamidae.